Messenger RNA from Drosophila willistoni, 3075 nucleotides. Its product is annotated as retinoblastoma family protein. Gene Ontology annotation, cellular component: nucleus; chromatin; transcription regulator complex. Gene Ontology annotation, molecular function: RNA polymerase II transcription regulatory region sequence-specific DNA binding. Gene Ontology annotation, biological process: negative regulation of G1/S transition of mitotic cell cycle; cell differentiation; regulation of transcription by RNA polymerase II. The transcript has 9 exons. The record is from RefSeq and is a predicted model, not a curated record. NCBI's taxonomy places the organism in Eukaryota, Metazoa, Arthropoda, Insecta, Diptera, Drosophilidae. Bases 394 to 2895 code for a protein of 833 amino acids.
CGAUUCUCCAUUUUCCCGCCUUUUUUUAUGGAGAAUACAUUUAUUAAUCAGCGAACGAGCCAUAAAAUUAUUAACUGAAACCUGCGACGCACAUGCACAAAACAUUGCCAAGCCGCAACCAGUGUCUGCUAUUGAGUGACAAGUGAAUACAAAAACGGCGCAAAGCUGUCAUCUGUCUCUUUCUCGUUGUCAUUGCUCGCCCGCCAAUACCAACACCACCGCGCCAACACCGUCCCCGGACCCCGACCCCCCGUUGCUGCUGCUGCUGACGGCAGCAACAAAAAAAAAAAUCGAACAAAAAAAAAAAUAAUAAAGAAAAUAUAAGGAAACCAAGAAGUGAAGUAAAUCAAGUCAUAUAGCAAAAAUAGCAAAAGGAAUAGUCAUAAGAACAAGAUGAGCAACGAUGUACAUAAGCAGGAAUUGGGUGCCGAAGUGGUUGCCAUUGGCAGUGUGGGCGGCGGCGGUGGUGAGAGUGGAGUUAACAGUGCCUCCGCCUCCUCACCCAAUUCGGGUGCCGCCUCCACCGAAGAUGCCCAGGAGAAUACACGAGCCAUAUAUGAGAAUUUAUGCCGAGAGCUAAACAUGGAUCGUCAGACUGAAGAGGAUGGCUACAAAACAUUUCAAGAAGUGUGUCAACGCUGCUCUUUGGAGGGCGAUGUAAGGCAUUGGUUGUGUUGCUGUCUCUACAUGGCUUGCCGAAAGUUCAGCAUGCCCACUGUAAAUGGAGAGGAUGCUGUGGUACGGGGUAAUGGUGUUUCCCUCAAUAAUCUGUUAAGAUGCUGUCAAAUUAGCAUCUACGAUUUCAAGACCAAGAUCAAACAAUGGUGUGACAUGGCCAAUCUAUCUCCGGAUUGUAAAAAUCUUAUUGAGAUUGUUGAUCGCAAAUUUAGCAUCACAUUUACUUUAUAUAAGAACUAUCGGGUUAUCUUUGAGACAAUCUUUCUAUGUCCGCCCAACGAGAAGAAGCACUCCAAGUACAGUUCUUUACAUGCCAAUCAUACCAGUCAUGGCAGAUGCUCCUACAUCAAAUUGGACGACAUCUGUUGGCGUCUCUUUCUCUGCGCCAAGAAUCAGAAACCGGCAACAACUGUAGAUUUAGUUACAUCGUAUAAUCUAAUGAUCUGCUGUAUUGACCUGAUCUAUGCCAAUGUGUUGGCCGAAAAACGCUCUGAUCUCAUAAAUCCCGAUUUUGAGGGUCUGCCAUCGAACUGGAAUUCACCGGAUUUCCGGGCCAGGGACAAUUGUAUACUCGUUUAUUUCUGCGAAAUGUCAGUUGAGGCCAAAGCCAUGAAAGAGACAUUAUUUCCCAAAAUCAUUGCCAGUUUCUUUCAAGCAAAGACGAUUUAUGGAAACAAGGAUACCAUGCUGGGACUAUUGGCCCGUGAAAACUGUGAACGCAAUCUAAGAUCUCUGAACAUCAGCUAUGAGCAAUAUGUGCUGAGUGUUGGCGAAUUGGAUGAGCGUAUCCUAAGUGCCUACGAUGCCAACGAGCAUACAAAUCUCAAUGAGCAGGCCCUGAAACCGCCUGUUACGCCAUUGACACGCAAACAGGAUCUACCAUCCCAUACGACAGCGUCAGACCAAAAAUUUGAGGCUGUAAAAAAUGCUACGAAAAAUGUUAAACAAUUACUUGCAUUUAGUGGCAUCAAAGAGCCAACGGAUUUUGUUAAGCAAGCUGGAGAUGAUGUGGUUGCAAAACUGGUGCAAAGUAUCAAACAAAUGAAGCAAAAAUUUCUAGCCAAAUAUCCGGAGGGUAUUGAUCGUUUUGAAUUGGCCGAAUGCAAUUUUUACUAUCUACUCGAUCAUAUAUUGCGUGCCGAAACUGAACAGAAAAUUAACAAACCCAAAAUUGAUCUCAAACGUCAACUGGUGCAGAAGGUAUCGUUGUCCAUAUUUAAUGUCACCCUAAUGGCGUGCUGUGUGGAGCUGGUGCUGGCGGCAUAUGAAACCGAAUGGAAAUUCCCAUGGAUAAACGACUGUUUCAGUAUUAGUGCCUUCGAUUUCCAGAAAAUAAUUGAAAUUGUGGUACGCCAUGGCAGUCGUGUGGGCUUUCUCAAUCGCAGCCAGAUCAAGCAUCUAAAUUCAAUUGAGGAGACGUGUCUGGAGCGUUUGGCCUGGUCACGCACCUCGCCCGUAUGGGAGAUGAUUGCCUCUGCUGUGAAACCGUUGCCCACAUCAUUGGAUGUGAAUCGUGAUCAAACAGCUGGAGCAUUGCAAAUAUUUUUAAGAAAAGUCUAUCUCCUGGGUUGGCUGCGCAUACAGAAAUUGUGCUCCGAAUUAAAUUUAAGCAAUCCAACGCCAGAGAAAGUUUGGCAUAUAUUCGAACAUUCGAUAGCGCAGGAAACGGGUCUAAUGCAAGAUCGUCAUCUCGAUCAAAUCAUUAUGUGUGCAAUAUAUAUUUACAUAAGAGUUACAAAAAUGGCGGAGCCAAAAUUUAUUGACAUUAUGCGCGCCUAUCGCAAUCAACCGCAGGCGGUAAAUAAUGUCUAUCGCGAGGUGCUAAUCCUGGAGGGUGGCGAGACCAAAUAUAAGGAUAUUAUUUACUUCUAUAAUAAGCAUUAUGUGGACCGCAUGAAACAGUUCUCCAUUAGCUAUCUGGACAGGACUGUCGAUCCGGCGGAUUUACUGCUUUCGCCACAUCCAACGGAACGUCCUGCCCUGCCCAAGAAGCUGACACAAAAUCAUGUUUAUAUAACGCAAAUGCAAAAGAACGAAACUCUUGUAUCGGACAAUAAUAUGAUCUAUGAAUUCUAUCGGAGUCCCGGCAAGGAUCUGGAACGAAUGAAUGAAAAAGUGCGAGGAGCUUCCGGCAAACGAAUGCUGUGCUUUGGCGAUGAGGCUGGCUUGGGACCAAUUGAUUCAAAGCGUUUGGUACGCAAUCUGCAAUCCGACUAGAACUCAAUCACGAUCUUUCAGUCCACAUCCUGCUUAGACCCAUCAUAUUCUCUUUUAGGCUUAAGUCUUAGACGAAGUGAAAUUCUUUCCUGUUGUCCAUUUUGUCCCUCUGUGGCCAAAGAGAUGAUGAAUAUUUGUUGUUUUCUUCUCUUUCUCCACGUUUUAUUUUUUUUUCCACUA